UCGUCUUUACGACGGAAGCGGUGUUGUUGACAACCCGGACGGCGCGACAAUGGCCACCGAAGUGCGGCAGGAGCUCGCACAGUUGAUGAAUUCAUUUGGCUCCCACAAAGAUUUAUCGGCCAAAUACAGACAAAUCCUGGAAAAAGCUGUCCAGUUCACAGAUGCAGAUCAACUUGACUCCUUGAAGGCCUUUGUUGAAGCAAUGGUCAAUGAAAAUGUAAGUCUUGUCAUCUCAAGACAGCUGCUCACAGACUUCUGCACGCAUCUACCCAACCUGCCAGACGCUACGGCCAAGGCGGUGUAUCAUUUCACCUUGGAGAAGAUUCAGCCAAGGGUAAUUUCCUUUGAGGAGCAGGUGGCAUCCAUCAGACAACACUUAGCGACUAUUUAUGAAAAGGAGGGCGAUUGGAGGAACGCCGCCCAGGUUUUAGUUGGCAUUCCUCUGGAAACGGGGCAGAAACAAUAUAAUGUGGACUACAAGUUGGACACCUACCUGAAAAUAGCCCGUCUCUACCUGGAGGAUGAUGACCCAGUGCAGGCUGAGGCCUACAUCAACAGAGCCUCCUUGCUUCAGAAUGAAUCCUCCAAUGAACAGCUGCAGAUACACUAUAAGGUGUGCUACGCCAGAGUCCUCGACUUCAGGAGGAAGUUCAUCGAAGCGGCACAGAGAUACAACGAGCUGUCUUACAAAUCCAUCGUCCACGAGAGCGAGCGUCUCGAGGCGCUCAAGCAUGCGCUCAACUGCACCAUAUUGGCCUCCGCAGGCCAGCAACGUUCCCGAAUGUUGGCCACCCUCUUCAAGGACGAGCGCUGCCAGCAGCUAGCCGCGUACGGAAUCCUGGAGAAGAUGUACCUGGACCGCAUCAUCCGGGGAAACCAGUUGCAGGAAUUUGCCGCCAUGCUCAUGCCUCACCAAAAGGCCACCACGGCAGACGGCUCCAGCAUCUUGGACAGAGCUGUGAUUGAACACAACCUGCUUUCCGCUAGUAAACUCUACAACAACAUCACCUUUGAAGAGCUUGGAGCACUUUUGGAAAUCCCGCCAGCCAAAGCUGAGAAGAUUGCAUCACAGAUGAUCACUGAAGGACGCAUGAACGGCUUCAUCGAUCAGAUCGACGGCAUCGUGCACUUUGAGACACGAGAGCCGCUACCCACGUGGGACAAGCAGAUCCAGUCGCUGUGUUUCCAAGUCAACAACCUCCUGGAAAAGAUCCGACAGGCGGCUCCCGAGUGGGCCGCCCAAGCCAUGGAGACCCAGAUGAGUCAGUAAAACAUCAUCCCACCUCCAGCUGCCCUUCUUUUCGUUUUGUCUUCCCGUUCAAAAGCAUCGUCGCAAGGUGCGCCAGAGGAAGUGACUUCCUCCACCGUUCACAUGCCCCUCUGAAUAUUCCGAUGGCCCGCUUUUACAGUGACUCAUAUUUGCGUCGACCACACAAGUGCUCCGGGUGUGUAAGCGUUGGCGUUUUAUUGGGCAAUAUGACAAAACACAGUGUUGACAUGGAACAAGAUUAAACGUGCACACGGCGAGUGGCUCAAUUUGUUCUUUUUCAACACACCAAAAACUGGAUUUCAUCAAAUACGGUUAUCACCCACUAUGAUUUUUGAAUACAUCAAUUUCAGCUUUGCAAUCCUAACGUUUCAUGAACAUAAUCUAUGUGUUUUUGUUAUAAUCAAAGACAUUUUAGAGUCUUAAGCAACAGUGAACCUGAUUCUCUGAUUCUCAAAAGUUAAAAUUCGUAUGCAAAGUUGUGAA
Messenger RNA from Corythoichthys intestinalis (scribbled pipefish), 1753 nucleotides. It is a transcript of the gene cops4, whose product is annotated as COP9 constitutive photomorphogenic homolog subunit 4 (Arabidopsis). The record is from RefSeq and is a predicted model, not a curated record. Gene Ontology annotation, cellular component: cytosol; COP9 signalosome. NCBI's taxonomy places the organism in Eukaryota, Metazoa, Chordata, Actinopteri, Syngnathiformes, Syngnathidae. The transcript is spliced from 10 exons. Bases 50 to 1270 code for a protein of 406 amino acids.